AUGAAGAACACAGGGCCACUCUAUCUUAGCAUCAUAAAUCGUCCUAAAUCAGCAGAUGUUUGGUACACCAAAGUUCGAAUGGGACAAAACACCAUCGGCAAUUUAAUGAAAUCCAUGGCCUCCUGUCUCAGGACAAAUAAGAAGCUGACGAACCACAGCAUGAGGAAAACAUUGGUAUCAAAACUGAAGAAGUCUGGUCAACCGCGCAAUGUUAUCUGUGAAAUAACGGGCCAUGCACGUGAAUCUUCGUUAGACGACUACGAUGAAAUAGACGAGAAUCACAGGAAAGAACUGUCUCACAUUAUCAGUGGAUAUAAAGAAGUGUCAAACGAAAAUCAAGCAAACGAAGUCUCCCGCCAAAACACUGCAAAUGAAGCCUCAAAUCAAGAGAUUGCAGUCCAACAUAAACGAACACCUCUGGUUCCUAUUUAUCACGUCCAACAACAAGGCCAAAUGCAUCAGGCCAUGGGCUCCAAUCCUGGUUUUCAGCCGGCUGAAUUUUCAGGAUUUCCACCACGUUUUCCGUUGCAGUCUCAGUACCGCAUAGAAGCCUUCAGUUGUGCUGCUCCCGUUCCAUCGCAGAAUUACACAGGCUGCACCUUCAAUUUCUUCUCUAGAGACAGCCAAAAUUCUCCACCCCAACCACAGAAGAAACGAAGA
This is a messenger RNA of Pocillopora meandrina, 660 nucleotides long. NCBI's taxonomy places the organism in Eukaryota, Metazoa, Cnidaria, Anthozoa, Scleractinia, Pocilloporidae. The record is from the annotation of a GenBank genome assembly.